This is a messenger RNA of Xenopus tropicalis (tropical clawed frog), 168 nucleotides long. Lineage: Eukaryota; Metazoa; Chordata; Amphibia; Anura; Pipidae. The record is from the annotation of a RefSeq genome assembly.
AUGCCACAACUAAACCCAGGCCCAUGAUUCGCUAUUCUAAUUUUCUCGUGACUAGUUCUUCUUGUCAUUAUUCCCCCCAAAAUUCUCAAACACAAAACAUUCAAUGAGCCAACCACACAAACAACAGAGAAACAAAAACCUAACCCUUGAAACUGACCAUGAACUUAA